AUGGCACAAGGGAGUAAAAUUGAAGUAAAGUCGGACUCGGAGACCGAGGAACAAGAAGCGAUGGCUUUUAUGCGCGAGCGGUAUUUAUAUUUAUUGUCGAAUUUGUGUGUGGCAGGUAUGGGGGAGUGUAAUGUUACCAUGUACGAAAACACGAAUGUGAAAUGCCACAUAAAAGCCGUCGAUUCGAAUUUCGGGAAUGUGAUUGUUGAGAAUUUAGUGACUCCGUUGCCUGUCCCCAUCAACAAAGCGAUUUUACGAACUAACGACAUUAUUUCGAUGGAAUUCACGUGCGAUUAUGCGAAAAUCAUGAACAAGUUUUGAUUAAGCUUGUCGUUUAUUUCUAUGUUUAUUAAUAAAUAAAAAUGAAAAUGUG
Molecule: messenger RNA, 373 nt
Organism: Zophobas morio
Lineage: Eukaryota; Metazoa; Arthropoda; Insecta; Coleoptera; Tenebrionidae
Gene: Gemin7
Product: gem-associated protein 7-like
Exons: 2
Coding region: 1-321 (106 amino acids)
Biological process (GO): spliceosomal snRNP assembly
Cellular component (GO): SMN-Sm protein complex
Source: RefSeq, a predicted model, not a curated record